Messenger RNA from Zalophus californianus (California sea lion), 6101 nucleotides. It is a transcript of the gene ZNF280D, whose product is annotated as zinc finger protein 280D. The coding region runs from base 247 to 3186 and encodes 979 amino acids. Gene Ontology annotation, biological process: regulation of DNA-templated transcription. Lineage: Eukaryota; Metazoa; Chordata; Mammalia; Carnivora; Otariidae. The record is from RefSeq and is a predicted model, not a curated record. The transcript has 22 exons. Gene Ontology annotation, molecular function: RNA polymerase II cis-regulatory region sequence-specific DNA binding; DNA-binding transcription factor activity, RNA polymerase II-specific.
GGCUCCACGAAAACCACCCCCCCUUCCCACGGCUCAGCUGCUGCUCCGCAAUGGGAGCCGCCGCCGUCGCCGCUGUGUAGUUUUUCGUGCUCCUCCUUUUCCUCCUCCUCUUUCUCCUCCUCCUCAGGGCCCCAGUCAGGCCGAUCCGCUCCGCUCACGGAAGGAAAACUGAGAUAUAAAUUGCUCUCUUGUCUGGAGUCACAUGUACUUAGGUGACAGUUUACAGAAAGUCAACUCUGCAACUUGAUGGGCGACAACCCUUUUCAGCCAAAAAAUAAUUCAAAAAUGGCAGAACUCUUUAUGGAAUGUGAAGAAGAAGAGUUAGAACCAUGGCAGAAGAAAGUAAAAGAGGUUGAGGAUGAUGAUGAUGAUGAGCCAAUCUUUGUUGGAGAGAUAACAAGUUCAAAACCAGCAAUUUCAAAUAUUUUGAAUAGAGUAAACCCCAGCUCAUAUUCAAGGGGAAUAAAGAAUGGUGCACUCAGUCGAGGUAUUACUGCUGCAUUCAAGCCUACAAGUCAACACUACACGAACCCAACAUCAAAUCCAGUGGCUGCCUCGCCAGUAAAUUUUCAUCCUGAAUCUAGAUCUUCAGAUAGUUCUGUUAUUGUUCAGCCUUUGUCUAAACCUGGUUAUAUAACAAACUCAUCACGAGUUGUGUCUAAUAAUUCUUCAGAGUUACUGUUUGACUUGACCCAGGAUACAGGAUCAUCACAUUACCAGGGGGGACCAACACUUUCUAUACCAGGUAUGCAUGAAAGUUCCUUUUUAUCAAAACGUCCUUCUACUUCUGAAGUAAACAGCGUUAAUCCAAAAAAGCCAAAGCCCAGUGAUGGUAUUUCUGGAUUAAAUUCUUCAGCUGUAUUUCCUUCAGUUAAAUCUCUUUCAGUGACAUCUCCCCAGGCUACGUCAUCAAAAGGUACAAAUACCUCAUCAAAUCAAUCUAAAAAUGGAACACCUUAUCCAAGAGCUUGUCCAAAGUGCAAUAUUCAUUUUAAUCUUUUGGAUCCUUUGAAAAAUCACAUGAAGUACUGUUGUCCAGACAUGAUAAAUAACUUUUUAGGACUGGCUAAAACAGAAUUUUCAAGUACAGCAAAUAAAAAUAAGACUGUUGAUUCAGAGAAAGGAAAAUUGAUCAUGUUAGUUAAUGACUUUUAUUAUGGAAAACAUGAAGGAGAUGUCCAGGAAGAACAGAAGACUCACACAACUUUUAAAUGCUUCAGUUGCUUGAAAAUUCUUAAAAAUAAUAUUAGGUUUAUGAACCACAUGAAACACCAUUUGGAACUUGAGAAGCAGAGCAGUGAGAGCUGGGAAAACCACACCACCUGCCAGCACUGCUAUCGUCAGUUUCCCACACCAUUUCAACUGCAGUGUCACAUUGAAAGCACACAUACACCCCAUGAAUUUUCUACCAUUUGCAAAAUCUGUGAAUUAUCAUUUGAAACAGAGCAUAUUCUUUUACAACAUAUGAAGGACAAUCAUAAGCCUGGGGAAAUGCCAUAUAUUUGCCAGGUUUGCAAUUACAGAUCGUCGUCAUUUUCUGAUGUAGAAACUCAUUUUAGAACAUCCCAUGAAAACACUAAGAACUUGCUAUGUCCAUUUUGCCUCAAAGUUAUUAAAAUUGCAACACCCUACAUGCAUCAUUAUAUGAAGCAUCAGAAAAAAGGAAUACAUCGUUGUACAAAAUGCAGACUGCAAUUUUUGACAUGCAAAGAGAAAAUGGAUCAUAAGACUCAACAUCAUAGAACAUUUAUAAAACCUAAACAACUGGAAGGAUUGCCUCCUGGAACAAAAGUUACUAUUCGAGCUUCAGUUGGACCGCUUCAGUCAGGAUCUUCAACUACACCUUCCAUUAGUGCAAGCACUUCUACCCUUCAGCUCUCACCUCCAAGGACUAAAAAUAUAACUGCUAAAAAUCCCACAAAAUCUAACACAAGCAAACCUAAUCCAACUAAAUCCAAUACAAGUAAACCUAAUGCAAGUAAGCCUAAUGGAAGUAAAUCUAAAUAUAAAUCAAAAAUCUCUAAUAUGCAAAAGAAACAAAGCACAUUGGCUAGUAGCAAUAAAAAAAGUAAAGUCAAUACAGCAUUGAGGAACUUAAGGUAUCGUCGGGGAGUUCACAAGUGCAUUGAGUGUUGUUCCGAAAUAAAAGAUUUUGCAAAUCACUUUCCUACGUAUGUCCAUUGUAGUUUUUGCAGAUACAACACUAGCUGUAGCAAAGCCUAUGUAAAUCAUAUGAUGAGUUUUCAUAGUAACCGUCCAAGUAAAAGGUUUUGUAUUUUUAAGAAGCAUUCAGAAGAUCUCAGGGGCAUUACUCUAGUGUGCCUUAAUUGUGAUUUCAUAGCUGAUGUUUCUGGCUUAGAUAAUAUGGCCACACACUUAAGUCAACAUGAAACUCAUACUUGUCAAGUUGUAAUAGAGAAAGUUUCUGUUUGUAUCCCAACUUCUGAACAUCUUUCUGAAUUAAAAAAUGAAGCUCCCACUAAGGAACAAGAACCUGUGUCUGAGGAAAUUGCAAGACCUAAUAUGGCUGAAGGAGAAACAGAAACAUCAAAUUCUGAAAGUAAACAAGAUAAAGCUUCUUCAGAGGAAGAAAAAAAUGGAUGUGAUACAAAUUCAUUUGAAGGCUCAUUAGCAACAAAAAGUGAAGAAAGCAUAACAGUUUCAAAUAAGGAAAAUGAUACCUGUCUCGAAGACCAGAAAACGGGGUUAAAGAAUAUCUUCAGUCAUGAUUCAAAUAUUGAUGCCAUUAAAGUAGAAAAGGAGAAACAAAUAGAACACAUUUGUCAGAAAACAGAGUUGAAGAUGUGUCAAAGUUCAGGAAACUUAAUUUCAUGUGAUCAGAUUGAAGAUUCCAACUCCAGUGAAGCUGGGUUUUCUUCAAAGAAUAUUAAGGAUUUGCAGUUAACAUCUGGUGAUGUUAGCAUUGAUCAGUUUUUGAGAAAAAGAGAUGAACCUGAAUCUGUUAGUUCUGAUGUUAGUGAGCAAGGCAGUGUUCAUUUAGAACCUUUGACUCCAUCAGAGGUACUUGAGUAUGAAGCCACAGAGAUUCUUCAGAAAGGUAGUGGUGAUCCUUCAGCCAAGACUGAUGACUUAGUGUCUGAUCAAAUUGACAGUGUUCCUGGAGAAAAUAGCCGUAGUGCAACAGAGACAACAGUAGACCUGGCAGAUGAAAAAGAAAGAAGUUGAAAUUUAUUAGUCAUUCUAAGUUUAGUGUACCAACGGUAAGAACAUUUGGAACAGUGCUAUCAGGUGAGCUCAGAGGUGCUGUUAUGUAGAGUUCAGAAAGAGAAAAAUGUGAAGGAAGUCAUUCAUAUACACUUUACCUGUGUUCAACCUAGUUUCUUAAAGAAAUCAAUUCACUGAUAAUAGCAUGAUUUCUGUGGAUUUCCAAGAAGCCUUUAAAACAUAACAGGAUGUUAGUGGAAGUUAAGUUUGCAAUGGAAAAGUCUCAUUUAAUGGUUUGUGAGGAGAACUUGGUGGCCAGUACAAAUUGAUUAUUAGAAUAUCAAUUAUAAUAAUAAAGCUUUUGAAACUUCCAUCAGUCCUAAACUAAAAGAUUUUAUUACCUAUGUAUUCUUUUCAGUUAACUUAAAGGAAGAGAUUUGGAAACCCCACACCUUUUGGGAAUAAUUGAUUAAAAAUAAUGGCUGAUAGGCAUUGUUAAUGAAGGCUUCAUUUUGAGUAUGAUGCUGGUAAAUGGAGCAUGCUUAGAGUGCUAAAUUAAUUGAUCUAAUGAGAAUUUAGAUGAACGUAAAAUUAAUUUUGGAUUUAAUAUAACAUUCCAGACUGUCAGAAGCAUGUAAACAGAAUAUUUGAAUCUGUGUACCUCCAUACAAGUGUUAGCCUGCCAGGCUGUAAACUUACCUUAAUUAAACUUUCAGUGAAAGUGAAAUUAUUAAGAUAAUAAAUUUAUAUUUGUGCUUUUUGUCAGUGUGUAAGCUGUGCAGAAAUCCUUGGUGUGCUAGUUGUAUAAAAUAGAAACCCAUUGUUGAAACUCCUGUAGCUAUUAUGCUUUUAAUUGUUUUAAUGAUCUUUAGAAAUAGACCCAUAAAAAUGGUCUGGAAGCCAAACCAAAGUAUGGUAUAAUGUAGAUAUUGUAAAGCAGUAAACUGAAAACAUGUCCUGGCUCAUGCCAUGUUUAAGUGACUUUUUCUUUAAUUGUAAAAUAGAAACUUCAGAUGGGACCUAAAGCAGUGAUGUAAAAAAUUGGUUUGGGAUAUUUAGCCUAAUUUAUCCAUAUCCUAUUUUAUCCAUAAAAUGGCUGCUAAAUUGACUUUUCAGUUGUUUUUUUUAUCAUCUAGAAAAUAAUAGAGAUAGAAAUAAAUAAUAUGAAUAACAGUAGUUUGCUUUAAAGUACUAAAAAUUUAUUUAAAAUGCUACAUUUUUACUUCUUAAAAUGUGCUUUGAAUUCUUAAGUUUUGUUUCACUGAAUGUUAAACGUUUUAAACAGCUAUUAAAAUUCUGCUGUAUAUAGUAGUUUUUGAGUAAAUAUUUGCAAUAAAAAUCUGUCCCUGAAUAAUUUUAUUUUUCAGAAAACUGCUUGAGUCGGAUUACCUUUGGCGCCUUUAGAAAUUGUAUACUUGUUCAAGGAAAUUUCAUGUUAAAGUUAGCGGUAGGAUUUCAUUCUGUAUUUUUUAAUUGAUGCAUGAUUUAUUUUUAAAAUAGGACUUAAAGUACUGGGGAAAAUAAUGGUAAUGUUUGCAGAGAAUAGAUUUACUCUAAAAAUUCUUUUAAUUCAAGAGAAAUAUAAUUUACUAUUAUAGUUUUCUAUCUGUUCAGCAAAUAGGCUAAAUAGGCAAAAUAUAUUAUUGACUUACUUUCUUGAAAAGUUGUUUUUGGAGGGUCAAGUAUUUUCAUCUUUCCUACUACCAAGAAAAGAUAGGGAGAGAGGGACUUCAGCUGUUACACUUCACCUUGUUGAAACAUAAAUCUAUAGCUGACAAGAUUUUUGGAGUAAUUUAAAUCUUAGGAAGAGCAAAGAGUGGAGGAAAAUCUGUUAAGACCAUUUUCUGAAUGCUAUUUAAUUAGUUACCAAACCUAUCACCUAAUGCUACAAAACCCUUGAUCACUGUGCCAAGAUAAGUCUCUAAGUGACACUGUUACCUCUGAGCUUUGGGUAGUUCCUUCUGCUGUGGCUCUAUACCUUUAGAGUAGUGGUAUUCAAAGUAGCUAAUCAAUGAGCUGUUUAUACCUACCCACUAUUAGAAAAGGAACCUGUACCAGACUGUGAGUCCUUCAUUGAGAAAGCCUGGCAAUGAAAACAAAAGUGUCGUUGAAAUAACCACUGUUCUUGGUUAACAUAAUUGGUUUAUGUUCUCACACCAUCUCAUUUCAUUUCCAUUCAGGAACAAACAGUUCAGGUGUGCAAACCAAACCUUUGAGUAGCCGUGCUUUAGAACAGUGGUCAGCAAACUUUCUGUGUGGGGCCAGAUAGUAAAUAAUUGUGGGCCGUGUGGUCACAAUUAUUCAACUCUUCCUUGUAGUUCGAAAGCAGCUGUAGAUGCAAUGUAAAUGAUAGCCUGUUUGUGUUCCAAUAAAACUUUAUUUACAAAACAAGAAUGUUUGGCCCAUGGAUUGUGGUUCGCCUGUGCCUGCUUUAGAGUGCUAAGAAAUCCUUAAUAUGACAGUGAGGGCCAGUGAUGCACUCUAGUGACUGCCUAAGAACUACCUACCAAGGUGCCUUAGUGUAUUAUUGUUACCUGACAAUAAAAUUACGAUUGAUUCUAAGUGCAGUUCCAUGACACUAAGAAGCAUUAUAUUUGUUUUGUGGGAUAUACUUUUUAUUUACAUUGAAAAUCUGAAUGCCAUCUUUGUGUUAUUUCUUCCCCUUUGCAUCUCUCCAAAGUUUGAGGGAGGAAAUUGGAAUUUUUUUCAUCCCAUAAAAAUUUUUAAGACCUAAACAUUUUAAAAAGGAACUGACAAGAUACAAAUCACCUUGUUUUAGCUAUAAGUAAAAAAAUGAGGAAACCAAAUAUCUAAGCAAUUAUUUGCUUAAGGUUACAAAGCUAAGAUUUGAAUGAAAUUGGAUCUGAUUCUGAAAUUAGUGUUUUUCUACCACGUCUGUAGUUCCAAGCAUUUAUACUGAAUGUCUGUUUUUAAAA